ACACUAAUCGAAGGACGGUGAAACCACCAACAAAAUAAAACGCAAUCCAAUUACAUAAGCAAAAAAAUUAAUAUCAAUUUGAAUGUUAUAGAGAGUGACAUCCUUAAUUUCUUAAAAAAUAUAGGAUAAGGAUGCAAUUUAUAUUGUUCCUAUAUAUGAAAAAAUAAAAAUGAAAAUGAGUUGAUAUUAUUACUAUAAAUACAAAAAGGUAAAUGGUUUGGAGUUUGGACAUUGUCUCCCUUAUAUAGAGCUACAUGACACAAAGUAGGAUAUACUUUCAUUUACAAGAAAAGAUGAAAACUGCCUUGAACUAUGUUUUCAUACUUUUGUUGCUAUGGUCUUUGUUGUUAGAGCAGAACGCUAUUACAAGCCAAAAGUUGGCGAGCGAAUUGGGAAGACAACUGGAGCAGUUUAAUAAAUAUGUAGUUGUCACUAUUCAGACAAGACAUGGAGAUACAUAUGAUUGUGUAGAUUUCUACAAGCAACCUGCAUUUGAUCAUCCUUCGUUACAUAAUCGUAAGUUCGACCUUAAGGAGAUGAACUUUGCUUUUGAAGAUUUGGAAGGAAGGGUAACUGAUUCAAGUUCAUUUAGAAGUAAAUUAUCAGGCAUAUGGUUGAAUGAUGAAGGAUGUCCAAUUGGAACAGUGCCAAUAAGAAAAAUUUCAAAAACCAAUUUGCUAAAAGCAAACCUGACUGCUAGUGUUGCACCCGAUCUCAAUCCACGUGUUCAUGUUGCACUACUUAGGUCUACGGGUGAAAAAAAGUAUUAUGGAGGUGGAAUGUACACUACCGUAUAUAAUCCAAUUGUUCGCGAAAAUCAAUACAGUGCUAGCCGUAUGAAACUUCAAAAUGGUCCCGAUAGUAUUGCUGUGGGAUGGAUGGUUAAUCCAAGCUUGUAUCAAGACAAACAAGCUCGAAUUUUCAUAUACACUAAGACGACGGACUCACAUUGCUACAAUACCUUUUGCCCCGGGUUUGUGAUUACAAAUCAUGAUAUACCAUUGGAUCUUGCUUUGACGCCCAUUUCCGAAAGAGGCAAAUCCCUGUAUGAACAAAAUUUCUUCAUUCGCAAGCAUCCCACAACUGGAGACUGGUUUCUCAUGAUUGGACGUUACAUUAGGAUUUUGGGAUUUUGGCCAAAAGAGAUAUUCACCGAAUUAGCAGAUUUUGCUAACUACGCGGAAUGGGGAGGAGAAGUUUACAAUCCAGAUCCAGACGGUGUAACGCCUCCUCAAAUGGGGUCUGGGCAGUUUCCUGUUGAAAACCUAAUCGAAGAUGGGCUUGCAAGGCUAGUGUUAGCUGUAAAUGAAAACUAUGAAUAUGAUUACAAUCCUUCAGAUUGUGAAGCCUAUGCAGACGAUGAGGGAUACAAAGUGAUUGAUAAAGGAGAUGUCGGACCUAAAUUUCAUCGUCUUGUUCUCUUCGGUGGUGAUGGCAGCCAUCCUUAAUAUUAUUUAUUUUCUUACAACAAACAAUAGUCUCAUCUUUAUGUUUGGGCGUGCGAAAUAAUUGUCGGGAGUGGAUCAUAAUAGUCAAUAAGAUAAGAGCUUAUUUAUGUUUCGAUUUUCUCAAUAUUGCAUUAAAAUGUGAAAAAUGUAAGCUUAGUUGUUACAAGGCUAUUCUGAACCAUUUCAAUUGAUAUGGUAUAACCAAGGUUGUGACACCGAUUUAUAUUGUUACAUCGGUUUAGCAAGGAAUAUAGUCAAACCGGAGUAUAACCGAUUUAUUCCAGUUUAACAAAAUAUGUAGAGAAGUAAGGAACCAUUAAUAUAAAAUGAAUUUAAAUUUAUAAA
Linum trigynum is the source of this 1793-nucleotide messenger RNA. The record is from the annotation of a GenBank genome assembly. Lineage: Eukaryota; Viridiplantae; Streptophyta; Magnoliopsida; Malpighiales; Linaceae.